UUAAAAUACCCCCCCCCCCCCCCUCCCCCCAUUUUGCAACAGUGUAUAAAACAUAAAUGUUUUAAAGCAUUAAUAAAACAAAUUGUGUGCACCAAUGUUAUAUGUAUAUGAAAUGUGGGUCAAUGUGGACUUUAAAUCUAUUGAAGCAGUCGAUAACACGUACUUAGGUAGUGUACACAGGGUCGAUCUCGUCACGUACAGGUAUUUAAAGCACGGGACUACACUGAUGGUCGAAAGAACAGGGAGGCCAUGUUGGAUUUACAGUGAACUACUCAUGUGACCCAGACACCAGACAUGCUGCACCCCCGGCGCAGUGCCCAGGACGUCCUACUGUGCGACGCCUGUGAAACUGCCCCCCUACAGAGUCACUGUGAACGUUGUAAUAUAAAUCUCUGUACUAACUGUGUAGGAAAACAUCUCUUGGAUUCGUCUAGAAAACACCGCGUCAUACCGUUCAUAGAGAAAAGUUCUACUCCUAACUACCCAAAAUGUCCAAGCCACCCCGACAAACAAUGUGAACUUUACUGUGAGAAAUGCGACCUUCCCGUCUGUUCUACCUGCGUCGCCUCUGGUCAACAUGAAGGUCACAAGUUAUCAGAAGUUAUGAAAAAACUCAGCGCUAAAACACAGGAUUUACGAAAAGAUUUGGAAGAACUCGAGACCAGAAUUCACCCCCGAUAUGAAGAAAUUGUCUCCAAUGUCCAAACUGAGAAAGCCCAGAUAGAAACGAAGUACGGGAAACUGACCACAGCUGCCGACCAACAUGGAGAAGUCUUACACCGGGAGAUUACCGCCAUUGUCAACCAACGGAAAUCCGACAUUGCGGAGAUGAAAACUAAACAUCUGGCUGCCUUAAAUAAAAACACAGAUGAAAUCUCACACAGUAUUACUGAACUCAAACAAAUCAUUUUAAAUCUGAAGGCAAUAUUGGAAUCCAAUGACGUCUCCCUAAUCUCUACCUACAAAUCUAGGAAUGCCGAGUUCAGGAAAUUACCACCAAAAGUCCAAGUUACAUUACCAAGUUUGUCAGCUCAGAAAAUAAACACAGAACAGCUCCGUGAAAUGUUUGGUUCUCUGUCGCCAUUAUCCAUUAACACAGAAGAACAAGGCUACACAAUGAAGUCAGCAGAAGCUGUGUCGUCUCCUCCAGUCAAACCACUGCUUGAUGAACCGCGCGUCACCGCCACUAUAGACACUGGGUAUAGCGGACUAUACGGUGUUAGCUGUGUCAGUGAAGAACAAGUAUGGACACACGGGGGUAACGAAACCAUGAAGCUCCUCAACCUCCGGGGUAAACUACUGACAUCAAUACAAACCAAGUCAGGGGACGAACCGCGGGAAAUAACAGUGACACGGGACGGGGAUCUUGUUUAUACUGACGAUUAUGAUAACACUAUAAACCUGGUCAAGAAUAAAAAGAUACAGACCGUGAUCACACUACAGGGGUGGAUACCUCGCGGUGUCUGCCGUACCGCCUCUGAUGAUCUCCUGGUUACCAUGGACAGUGAUGAUGGAAAACAAUCCAAAGUCGUGCGUUACUCCGGCUCCACAGAGAAACAAAGCAUUCAGUUUGAUGAUCAGGGUCGUUCUCUCUAUUCAUCUGCUUGUUACAUCAGUGAAAACAGGAACCUGGAUAUCUGUGUGGUUGACUGGGAUGUUGAUGCAGUAGUGGUGGUUAAUCAGUCAGGAAAACUCCGAUUUAGAUACACUGGUCAUCCCUCUAAUACCGAGCAAUCAUUUGAUCCACGCGGCAUCACUACAGACAGCCAGAGUCACAUCCUGACAGCAGACUGGGACAAUCACCGUAUCCACAUCCUAGAUCAGGACGGACAGUUCCUCCGUUACAUUCACUGUGAUUUACGCGGUCCAUUAGGUUUAUGUGUGGACAUCAGAGACAACCUCUUUGUGGCUGAGUGUGUCACUGCUAAAGUGAAGAAAAUCCAAUAUCUAUAAACACAGUGUUAAUUACACAUCUCAACACAGUGUUAAUUACACAUCUCAACACUGUGUUAAUUACACAUUUAAAAACCAUGUUAAUUACAUCUAUCAACACAGUGAAAAUUACACAUCUAGAAACCAUGUUAAUUACAGAUAUAAACCAGUGUUAAUUACAGUUUUAAAGACAGUGUUAAUUACAGAUGUGUGUCAAUUACAGAAGUGUUUGUGAUGUGUAAUUAACAUGUGUAUUGACAGUAGAUUUGUAUCUUAGAGAACUCUGUUAGAUUGAGUGUUAAUUAUAUCUUUUUAUAUCUGUAUUAUGUUUGAUGUAUAUUUUAUAGAUAAACAGUACUUGGAGUACAGGCUUACAUUAUGACUGAGUACUUAGAUUUGUAUCUUAGAGAACUUUGUUAGAUUGUUUGUUUAAUUAUAUUUUUUUAAUAUCUGUAUUAUGUAGAUAAAGAUUAUUCUGUUUGUUAAUUAUAUCUGUACUAUUUUUCAAUGUAUAUAUCAUAGAUAAACAUUUACUAGAA
Ostrea edulis (European flat oyster) is the source of this 2471-nucleotide messenger RNA. Its product is annotated as E3 ubiquitin-protein ligase TRIM71-like. Gene Ontology annotation, molecular function: zinc ion binding; ubiquitin-protein transferase activity; protein binding. NCBI's taxonomy places the organism in Eukaryota, Metazoa, Mollusca, Bivalvia, Ostreida, Ostreidae. Gene Ontology annotation, cellular component: nucleoplasm; chromatin. The transcript has 2 exons. Gene Ontology annotation, biological process: positive regulation of DNA-templated transcription. Bases 295 to 1953 code for a protein of 552 amino acids. The record is from RefSeq and is a predicted model, not a curated record.